GCUGAUCGUGACGGUUCACGGACUAUCGGUGUAAUGACCAAGCCUGAUACGCUGACCCCGGGAUCUAUCAAGGCAAAAGACCUCUGGCUGGAGAUCCUCGAGGGUCGCUCGCAGAAUCAUUUCCUCCGCCACGGUUACUAUUGCACUCGCCAGCCAGAUGAUGGAGAACGUACUGCAGGCAUCACACCUUCAGAGGCUCGCGAGGCGGAAACACGUUUCUUUCAAAACACAGCUCCAUGGGAUACGUCAGCAGAUAAGCAACGCUUUGGAACCAAGAACCUCGUGAAGUAUCUCAGCGGGAUGCUCACUCAGAUAAUCAAUAAAGUUCUACCGAAACUUCAGCGCGAGGUAGAGAACAAGCUCACCGCAUGCUAUACAGAGCUGCGAAAGCUACCGAAGGAAGUGACGAGCGAACCUGCCGCUUUCGUGUUUGGUCUCCUCUCGUCUUUCUGCACAGACAUACGGUCACGUGUCUCAGGUAUCCCAGGUGCAGAAAUUCUGGUACAACAGAGUCGACGCGAGUUUGAGGCUCUCAAGCAUGCCAUUCGCGGCACUGCACCAAGGUUCAUACCACUUCCCUCGGCAAGGGACGCACCUUUCAGCUCCACCGUGGACGUGCUCUCUGAUUUGGAUGAAGACAAUGAAACAAUCAUAAACGGUCUUCCUCCUGGAACAUCGACUAAUGAGAUAUACUUGAAGGAUAUGCGUGUUCAUAUCCGACGGUCCAUGACGCGCGAAUUGCCCUUCAACGUCCCCUACCCGGCCAAGACACUAUUGAUACAGAGGUUCCAAGAGACCUGGGAGAGGGAAUGCUUCGCCUGCUUCGAAAAAAUACAGCGGCUUUUCAACCGCACGCUCUCCCAGUUGAUGCGUGACCGCUUCGGGCGUUUUAGACAUCUCGAAAGUCAAAUUGAAGCCGCCGUCAUGUCGUUGCUUCAAGUGCGCCGCACUGCUGCGUCCGAGCAGAUCGAGAUUCUCUUGAAAUUCGAAACUACGCCCUUCACUCAGAAUACCCACUAUCUCUCUGAUGCAACAGACAAGGUACUCUCCCGAUACAAGGACAUACGUGGUGGUAGGACCAGUGUCCGUUGCCUUCCAGAAGCCGAAGCAACUGCUGAAGAACCGUUGGUGUAUCAUGCUGAUGGUAAGCAUGAAGUGAUUUUGCUGAGGAUGAGCCUCCAUCCGAAGGAUCAUCCGGUUCCGAUCGAACAAACGGCAGAAGAGAUAUAUUGGCAUGAGUCUCCUCCUCGCGAGCUGCCUCCGAAGAGAAAGGGCAAAAAAUCCAAGGGCAAAUCUCCAUGGAGCCUACGCCACCCAACAGCAAGCACAGCGGUCAAUGCGAGCGCCCCAACAUAUGCUAAUGCUAGAUACGCACCCGCUGGCAAAUUGGGUUAUGUCGGACUAACAGCGGACGACCUAGGGAAGCUCAAUCCGCCUGACGAAUACGAGGAAGAGCUCAGUGUGAUGGCGGAAGUAAGGGCUUACUUCCAGGUCUCGUACAAGGUCCUGGCACUCGGGACGCCUGACGCAGCUGCCCGUUGCGCGACGUACCUCAGCGAAGAGCUUGAUAUCGUCUCCCGCCGACAGGAGCUGACGGGGAAGAAGACGAGUCUAGAGAAGGCGAAGAUGGAGCUGAUGAGUGCGUCUCUCGCCGGUGUCGAGGUAUCUGCACCGUCGUAAGACCUUGCUCACCGACUGCAUCUGAUUAUCCCGGUGUGUACAAUAUGGUGUCAAGUAUUCCGAGACACGUGCCUUCGUUCCGUUUCAAGAGUCAGUCCAGUGGUUUCAGUAUGUGUACUUGUUUGAGGCUACAGUAUCGGUUGCGUCGUUGAUCAAUGAUGUCUCCCUCGUUGUGGUACUUCGUGUGGUGCUACUCAGUGCCAUGCGGUGUAUCUCCGGGCGCC
Fomitopsis serialis is the source of this 1904-nucleotide messenger RNA. Its product is annotated as Dynamin central region-domain-containing protein. Gene Ontology annotation, molecular function: GTPase activity; microtubule binding. The record is from RefSeq and is a predicted model, not a curated record. Gene Ontology annotation, cellular component: microtubule; membrane; cytoplasm. The transcript has 10 exons. The coding region runs from base 34 to 1680 and encodes 548 amino acids. NCBI's taxonomy places the organism in Eukaryota, Fungi, Basidiomycota, Agaricomycetes, Polyporales, Fomitopsidaceae.